UGACGACACAGCAAAAUCACGAGUGAAUGGUGAUGGGAUGGCCUCGCUGUUGCAAUGAGGGGACACUACGCACUCGAUUCGGCUCUCCGCUGUGCUUUGCGGAAACAGACCGCCUGUUUGCAGCUUAGAAACUUCACGCCCACGGUCCGAGUAAGCUCAGCACAUUGCUUUCUGCACCUCUAGCUUAUCGAUUGUCCCGUAUAAGUAAAGACGCGCACCCUCGGAUCACCUCUCACUGGAAACCACCUGCAUCGACAUCUCUCCUACACGACACUCGGCUUGCUUGUUAGAAUCCCUAAACAUGUCUCUUCCAGCCCACCCAGCAUUCGUCCACUUUCCCAUCACCACGACCCUCUUGACCGGUGGUCUGGAUGCUUUUUACUUCUUCUACAAGUAUCCAGCCACGUCUUCUACUGUGGCCUCCAUUUACAAGACUCUUGACAUCAAACUCGCCCCCCAGCUGUUUCCCUUCUUCAGCUACUACCUCACCAUCCUCACCAUUGCCUUCUCCGUCCCUGCCGUCAUGACCGGAGCCUCUCAAUUGAUGCCGCUGAUCAAGCGCGACGGCCUCAACUCCCGCAAGGCCAAGAUCGCCAUAGCCCAUGCUGCUAUCAACGACGUUACCGUUGUCGCUGCGGCCCUCAACUGGUGGACACGCCGAAGCCGCCCCAUGUUCGAGCCCACCAGCACAAACAUCCUCGCCAGCUGUGUGUUGGCGCUUCCGGCCACUCUUUUUGCUGCCCAUCUGGGUGGAAAGCUGGUCUACAACUACGGCAUGGGCUUUACCGGUGCUCAGGCCAAGGCGAAGAAGUCACAAUAGAAAUAAAAACAUAUUUUUAGGAAGCGACAAUGGAUGUUGGAAAUGGUUGAAGAGACGAGGCUCAGCAUGCUGAAUUGCUAGACACGUGCAGCUUGAGAAGCUGCUUUGAUGAACAGAUGAACAUAGGACUAGCAGUUGAGUAUACACCGAAAAUUACAUUAUAUGAGCAAAUACUACAGCUCAAAUUCCAAUACAUCAUACUGCCCACUUCCUUGUGCACAAC
Bipolaris sorokiniana ND90Pr is the source of this 1043-nucleotide messenger RNA. RefSeq lists its product as uncharacterized. Bases 302 to 820 code for a protein of 172 amino acids. The record is from RefSeq and is a predicted model, not a curated record. NCBI's taxonomy places the organism in Eukaryota, Fungi, Ascomycota, Dothideomycetes, Pleosporales, Pleosporaceae. The transcript is spliced from 2 exons.